AUGCCUGUGUGUGUGUUCCCGAAUUGUGACAGCGGCUCUCGUAAAAAAGGAAUACAGAGUAAUCCUAACGUACAUUUACAUAGGUUUCCAAAAAAUGAGGAUAUUAGAAAUAAGUGGUUAAUGCAAAUUGGUUCUAAUAUUGAUGGAAAAUGCAUUAAUUUAAAUAGUGUCCAGGAUGGACUAAGGUAUCAGACCUACGUCGACGACAUUUGUCUCGGAGCCGACACCGAGGAACUAUUAUCAAAGCUGCAGUCGGAGUUAAAAGCUGUUUUGGGACGUUCCGCACUUGAGCUGAAAAAGUGGUCGAGCAAUUCGCGCCGCGUACUCUUGGACGUUGCGGCAGCUGAUCGCGUUUCAGACGUGAUCAACUUCGACGAUAAAGAAGGAGGUACGACCAAGGUGUUAGGUCUCCGCUGGGAGCCAGUCAAGGACGUUUUUGGUUUUGAUGUACGUCCGGUCACCAAGGUGAUCACUAAACGAUCGGUGUUGUCCACUAUUGCCACAAUCUUUGACCCGAUCGGAUUCCUGGCUCCGGUGAUCUUUCAUGCAAAACACAUUAUGCAGCUGAACUGGGAUGGGAUGAUCCGUUACCAGACGACCUAA
Acyrthosiphon pisum (pea aphid) is the source of this 603-nucleotide messenger RNA. RefSeq lists its product as uncharacterized. The coding region runs from base 1 to 603 and encodes 200 amino acids. The transcript is spliced from 2 exons. The record is from RefSeq and is a predicted model, not a curated record. Lineage: Eukaryota; Metazoa; Arthropoda; Insecta; Hemiptera; Aphididae.